Molecule: messenger RNA, 1407 nt
Organism: Papaver somniferum (opium poppy)
Lineage: Eukaryota; Viridiplantae; Streptophyta; Magnoliopsida; Ranunculales; Papaveraceae
Product: alkane hydroxylase MAH1-like
Exons: 1
Coding region: 1-1407 (468 amino acids)
Molecular function (GO): monooxygenase activity; heme binding; iron ion binding
Source: RefSeq, a predicted model, not a curated record
AUGCAUCGUAUUCAUGAUUGGACCGUCGAUGUGGUGAACUUGUGGGGAAGCACUAUAGUAGAAAGACGAGCUUUUUUUGGGUGUUUCAGCGGACUAGUCACCUGUGAUCCUGAAAACAUCGAGUACAUACUCAAAACCAAAUUUUCCAACUUCCCCAAAGGAGAUGAUUUCAAAGAGACAUUAGACAUUUUUGGUGAUUCACUAAUCAUGGAUUCUCUAGUGUGGAAUAAUCACAGGAGGAUGACACGAAGAGUUCUCAUGUCUAAUCCAUCACGUAACGUUAUAGCUGAUACAAGCAAGAAGGUAGUGCAAGAUUCGCUCAUCCCUUUUCUAAGUCAUGUUGUUAAUAAAUCAUUAAUUAUCGACUUACAAGAUGUGUUCUUGAGGUAUACCUUUGAUACGUCUUUCAGUGUCCUAUUCGGUAGAAGCGCAAAUUAUCUUUCUACCAGUCUUCUUCCUAAUGAGCUUGCACAAGGUCUUGAUGAUGCUAUGGAGGCUUUGUUUUAUAGGAACGUGUUGCCAAACGCAUGCUGGAAAUUAUGUCGUCUACUGAUGAUUGGUAGCGAGAGAAAGAUGGAUGAGGUGUGGAAGACUACAGAUCGAUAUUUGGCAACGUAUAUCAAGGCCAAAAGAGAAGAUAUGAUUAAAGGGAUUGCGGAAACAAGUAGUGUAUUCGAAGGAGAUAUGAGCAACCUUAUACAAAAUGAGAAUGAUGAGGCAUUAAUACUAGAUGACAAACUUUUUAGAGAUAGUGCUCUGUCGUUUUUCAUCGGCGGAAAUGAUACAACAGGUACGGCUCUUACUUGGUUCUUUUGGUUGGUUGCAAAAAAUCCGAAUGUUGAAACAAAGAUUUUAGAAGAACUAAAGCUUAUUAUAUUCUCUAAGAAGAAUUUGACAGAGGAAGAUGACAGUCUGAAGAUGCCGUUGGUGUUUGCUAUUGAUGAUUUAAAAGAUGCUGUAUAUCUACACGCUACAAUAUGUGAAUCUCUAAGGUUAUAUCCUCCGAUUCCACAUAACCGAAGGACCGCUCUGAAAAAAGAUGUGCUUCCAGAUGGAACCAUAGUUGAUCCUGGGAUCAUGAUUGUGAUCUCCAUGUAUGCCGCUGGAAGGAUGGAGCAUGUGUGGGGCAAAGAUUGCUUGGAGUUCAAACCAGAGCGAUGGAUCAGUGAAAACGGGAAGCUAAACCAUGAAACCAUGUCUAAGUUUUUUGGGUUCAGUAUUGGUCCUAGGAGUUGCAUAGGUCAAGAAAUGGCUUUUGUGAUGAUGAAAUUAGCAGCUUCAGCCAUGAUAUUCAAUUUCCAGGUGGAGGUUUUGGUGGGUCAACUUGUCGAGCCCAAACCGUCAAUUGUACUUAAAAUGAAGAAUGGUUUGAUGGUUAGAGUUAAGGAAAGGGUUCUUCAUGUGUAA